UAGUAAUAGAAUAAGGUCAAAGUUUAUAAGAUCGGACUUCAUAAAAUGAAUGAAAAGGGACAAGAUAGUACUCCGUAACAAUACUCUUUCCAAAACAAGAAGAGCAACAACAGCGUAACGGUCCCGAACGUUAUUUUACAAAAUUCAAAAUCAACCCUCUUUCAAAUAAGCGGCACUCUCGUUUCUUCUCUCUCUCUCCUCAAAUUCAAAAACUUACCUUCUUCUUCAGAUCUCAAAUAUAACGUCCCUUUUCUUCUCCCUAAGCUUCACCUCCUCUUCUUCUUCUUCACUCGAGCUUUUUUACCUUCAACAAUGGCGACUCUAACCCCAGGAAUCCUCCUUAAACUCCUUCAAUCCAUGAACACAAACACCAAACCCACCGGCGAACACCGCUCUGCUCUCCUCCAAGUCAUCGGAAUCCUCCCAACUUUACCCUCUAAUUCUCUAUCGAACACCGCAACUACUCCCACUUCUAACCUCGACCUUUGGCCUAACCAUGGCUUCCUUCUUCAACUCUCCGACUCCAAAAACUCCACCUACAUUUCCCUCUCUGAUUGUGACACCGAUCUCAUCCUCUCUAAUCGCAUUCAACUCGGUCAAUUUGUUUACCUUGAUCGAUUCGUGUUCGACCCUUCGUCUCCGAUUCCUUUUGCUACCGGAAUCCGACCCGUCUCCGGGAGACACCCGUUUAUCGGGUCGCCGGAGCCGUUAACUAUUCGGGUUUCGAAGGAGAAGAGGGAUUUUGUCAUUCAGCCGGUUUCGGAUUCUAAUGACUCAAUUGACCCCAUUUUAUCUCUUCUUCAGAAGAAGGGGAAGAAGGAAAAGGAAGAAAAUAAUAACAAUAGUAAUAAGGAGAAUUUAGGGGUGACCCCACAAAGGUUCACUUCUCCGGCACCGGCGAAGAGGGCGGUGUCGGCGGGGAGAAGAGAGAAAGUCAAAGAGAGGGACCCUUCUCCGGCGAUGACCAAAGUUAAGAGGUCAGCAUCACCGGUUCCAUCAAAAUGUGUUGUGCCGAGUUUGGCGGAGGCGAAGGCGGCGGAGGAAGGGAGGAAGGCGGGAAGGGAGGCGGCUAUUGUUGUGCCGUCUCGGUAUCGGCAGCCGUCGCCAACAGCUGGGAGAAGGGCGGCGUCACCGGCAUCGAGGAGGAUGUCGUUGUCGCCUGCGAGGAGGUUGUCUGGUGGUGGAGGAAGUUCAGGGAAUAGGAAGAAGAGUUUUACUGGUGGGGUUGUUAGUGGAAUUGGGAAUUUGAAGGUUGAGGGUAGUUUGGGAAAAAGUGGGAGUGGGAGUGGUAGUGGAGGAAGGAAGAGUUGGGAUAAUGAAGGUGAGGUUAAAGAGAAGAUUAGUAAUUUGAAGAGUAAUAAGCCUGAUUUGCAAGCUCUUAUUAGAACUCAGGCUGCUUUGUCUCGCCGUUUAAGUGAUGUACAUAGUCAUGAAUCAAAGGAUGAUUCUACUUCUGAUAGCAAGUCCAAAUCUAGCACCCCUGAUGAAUUUGUCACACCUGGCAAGCCGUUUGCUUUAGCUGCUGGAAUCACCAUUCACGAUAAGAAAUGGACUGAUGGUAGCGUGCCACUAGACGCUGUAUCAGGCAGCCUUGCAAAGCUUGGGAAGGAAGCUAUCCAAAGGAGGGCUAUUGCUGCAACUGCAGCAGCUGAAGCUUUGCAAGAAGCAUUGGCUACUGAGUCUAUUGUAAGGAGUUUGAGCAUGUUUUCAGAUCUUUGCUCUUCAUCAAAAGCUGGAAACCCUUUACCUACAAUAGACAGAUUUGUAUCCAUGUAUGACAGUGCCUCACGAGCAGUUGCCAAUGUCGAGUCAGUUUCAUCUAGCCAUAGUUCUGAGGCGCAUGAUGUUGUCAUUCCUACGGAGCAAUCAAAGUCUGCCUCUGCUUGGGUUGAAGCUUCUCUCUCCACUGACCUUGCCGUUGUUUCCCUUCUUACUGGCCAAAACACUGAGUCUCUACCACCACCCUCCCUACCAAAGAGCUCUUCAAAACGCCAGUCUAUAGGAAGCACAACCAAAAACCACUCAAAAACCUCUUCAACAGUGUCAGAAUCACCUAAAAAGACAUGGACAAGAGGCCACGGAAUAAGAGACACCAUAGAGCUAGCAAUUACUUUAAAGUCUGAGAUGGAGAUGUGGUUUUUGAAGUUUGUGGAAGAAUCAUUAGAUGCUGGAUUUCGUGUUUUCAGCGAGUGUGGCAACAGUGGUGGCCGGAAACUGCCAGUUGAAUGUGGAUCAAUUGCUGCAAUUUUGUCACAAUUGAAGAGGAUAAAUGACUGGUUAGAUCUUGUUGUCAAGAAAAGGGAUGAAGUGUUAACUGACAAGAUUGAACGACUCAAGAGGAAGAUCUAUGGUUUCGUUAUUCAGCAUGUUGGAACAACUUUUGACAACAACUCCACUCCUAUUUCUUCAUCUUAAAAGGUCCAGCCCUCGGUCAUUUAGAUAACAAGGUGUUCUUAUGAGCAAUUCGUUGUCUUUCGCAGAACUAUUAUGCUUGUGUCAUUGUUUGAUGUCUUAAGCUUGUUAAAGUUCUCACCAGUAAUCUGUAAUUUGCUUCCUUUGCAAAUGAAUUAUUCAUAUAUUUUGCGUAUAGAAAUGGGUAUUUCUGCCUCCAAUUUUUCA
Molecule: messenger RNA, 2619 nt
Organism: Chenopodium quinoa (quinoa)
Lineage: Eukaryota; Viridiplantae; Streptophyta; Magnoliopsida; Caryophyllales; Amaranthaceae
Exons: 4
Coding region: 313-2415 (700 amino acids)
Source: RefSeq, a predicted model, not a curated record